This is a messenger RNA of Lasiosphaeria miniovina, 1700 nucleotides long. RefSeq lists its product as uncharacterized. NCBI's taxonomy places the organism in Eukaryota, Fungi, Ascomycota, Sordariomycetes, Sordariales, Lasiosphaeriaceae. The record is from RefSeq and is a predicted model, not a curated record. Gene Ontology annotation, molecular function: isocitrate dehydrogenase (NAD+) activity; magnesium ion binding; NAD binding. Gene Ontology annotation, biological process: tricarboxylic acid cycle; isocitrate metabolic process. The coding region runs from base 137 to 1321 and encodes 394 amino acids. The transcript is spliced from 3 exons. Gene Ontology annotation, cellular component: mitochondrion.
CCAACGCUCAGCAUUUUGUUUGCGGGAUUUGCUCUCCUGCUCGCUUCCCAUCCAACUCUCGCCAUCUCCCGCUCUCCCUCCACGCCCUCACCACACACCACCUCCGUUCUUGGUCGCUGGCGCUCAAUUCCACAAGAUGCUCUCAAGGAACUCCUCUCGCGCCGCCCAGCGCCUGCUGCGGACGGCGGCCCAGCCCUCGCAGCGCCUCAACUUCGCGCGCGGUUUCGCCAGCGUCCAAGACGAGGCGCCCAUCCAGACCAUCCAGUCAGAUAUCUUCAAGCCAACCAAGUACGGUGGCAAGUACACCGUCACCCUCAUCCCCGGUGACGGCAUCGGUGCCGAGGUCGCCGAGAGCGUCAAGACCAUCUUCAAGGCCGACAACGUGCCCAUCACCUGGGAGCAGAUCGAGGUGUCGGGUCUCGACAAUGCGACACCCACCACCCGCACCGAGGACACCUUCAAGGAGGCCGUCGCCUCGCUCCGGCGCAACAAGCUCGGCCUGAAGGGAAUCCUGCACACGCCCAUCAGCCGGUCCGGCCACGCCAGCUUCAACGUCGCCCUCCGCCAGGAGCUCGACAUCUAUGCCUCUAUCUCCCUCUUCAAGAAUAUCCCGGGCCUGCAGACGCGCCACAACAACAUCGAUCUGUGCAUCAUCCGCGAGAACACCGAGGGCGAGUACAGCGGCCUCGAGCACCAGAGCGUGCCCGGCGUCGUCGAGUCGCUCAAGAUCAUCACGCGCGCGAAGUCGGAGCGCAUCGCCAAGUUCGCCUUCAGCUUCGCCCUGGCCAACCACCGCAAGAAGGUGACGUGCAUCCACAAGGCCAAUAUCAUGAAGCUGGCCGACGGCCUGUUCCGCGGCACCUUCAACAGGCUCGCCCAGGACUUCCCCCAGCUCGAGUGCAACGACAUGAUCGUCGACAACGCCUCCAUGCAGUGCGUCAGCAGGCCACAGCAGUUCGACGUCUUGGUCAUGCCUAACCUAUACGGCGGUAUCCUGUCCAACAUCGCCGCCGCCCUCGUCGGGGGCCCCGGUGUCGUCCCCGGCUGCAACAUGGGCCGCGACGUUGCCGUCUUCGAGCCCGGCUGCAGACACGUGGGUCUUGACAUCAAGGGCCAGGACCAGGCGAACCCGACUGCUCUCCUCCUCAGCGGAGCCAUGCUUCUGCGCCACCUCGGCCUCGACGACCACGCGAACCGCAUCUCCAACGCCGUCUAUGACGUCAUUGCCCAGGGCGCUGUCCGGACCCCUGAUAUGGGCGGCUCCAAUACCAACCACGAAUUCACCCGCGCCAUUCUCAACUCGAUGGAGAAGGCGUUGUAAGAUACCCAUCUGCUUAGGGAACCGUGGCUCGCGCGCCCUGUAGAUAUUCCAACCGUCUGGCGCUCACCCGUCACUGCCCUUUCCCUAACCCUAUAGAAUGCCGGGGCUCCCGGUUGGUGGAGAUACCACGACAGAGCGAGAUCGAAGGACGGCUGAGGCGAUAGAAUGGACCACGAGGGACUGGCGACUUGGGACCUCUACCCUUGUACUGUAUGUAGAGUUGGCUAUGAGGGAAUGCACGUUCCUUUCUUUUUUCGUACAUCUUUUUCGUAUAUCUUUUUUCGUACAUCUUUUUCGUAUAUCUUUUUUCGUAUAGCGCUUUCUAUCGUAUGAAUAUUUGCACCCUGCCAGAGGUCAAAAAUAAAUGCUAUCAGAACUA